Salvia splendens (bonfire salvia) is the source of this 1056-nucleotide messenger RNA. Its product is annotated as protein LSD1. Bases 214 to 741 code for a protein of 175 amino acids. The transcript is spliced from 7 exons. The record is from RefSeq and is a predicted model, not a curated record. Lineage: Eukaryota; Viridiplantae; Streptophyta; Magnoliopsida; Lamiales; Lamiaceae.
UCUGAAUGCCAUUAAGAAAAAGUUGGAAAGUAAAAAAAUGUCAACAGAGUCGCCAUCUCCUUGUUAAACUUCCGAUUGGAUUCCAAUUCCCUUCGGAUUAUCCCAAUUCCUACCCUACUUUGCCUUAAUUCACCCAUAGCCGAUGAAUUGUGAAUCCAUCGCCUUCAAUUUGUCGACGUGAUUUUGCUCUCUACCGUUUUGCUGAGAAGAGGAAUGCAGAGCCAGGUAGUUUGCAGCGGGUGCCGGAGUCUUCUCAUGUACCCGAGUGGGGCCACCAAUGUGUGUUGCGCGUUAUGUAAUUCCGUCACCACCAUCCCUCCUCAAGGAAUGGAAAUGGCCCAACUGAUAUGUGGAGGCUGCCGUACAUUAUUGAUGUAUACUCGGGGUGCUACCAGUGUGAGAUGUUCUUGCUGCCACACAGUAAACCUAGCACCAGCACCUAAUAUCGCUCACAUCAACUGCGGAAACUGUCAUACAACACUCAUGUAUCCUUAUGGUGCUCCAUCUAUCAAAUGUGCUGUUUGUCAAUAUAUCACGAAUGUUAAUAUGGGAAAUGUUAGGGUCCCACUUCCCAUGCAUAGGCCAGUUGGACCUGCCUCUCCAGCACCGAUGCCUUCUGGUUCAGCGCCAUUACCCAAUCCCCAGAGCCAAACUGUUGUUGUGGAAAAUCCUAUGUCCGUUGACAAGAGCGGGAAACUGGUAAGCAAUGUUGUUGUUGGCGUAACAACAGACAAAAAGUGAGGCUGCAAUAAACCUUGGCUGGACCACUGAACUAUCUCACUAACCAGAGAGUGCUUUCACAUUGUUGGCAUUUUGGGUAAUGUUGAGGAGUGUGCAUAUUUGGCGGGAUUGUAUGUUAAUGGCUUUGCUGCUUCGCUGUUGGGCGCCUCUGUACUAUUAAUAUAACAUAUGUGCAGAUAUAGUGUGUAUGUAGACAGCAAUCUAUUUCAUCUUUUGUGUGGAUAUACCGUGGAAGUCCAUGGGGGAGAUCAAAAGGAUUAAUUUUUCAUUAUCAUAUUUGAGUAUAUAUUAAGUAUGGUCUAAAGAUAAACAACA